AUGCCCGACGAUAAAAAAGAACCGCUCCUCUCCACCUCGGACGACCUACCCCCCGCCUACGAAGCCACAACUCCAACACCCGCCCCUUCAAAACGCCAACUCCCACCACCCCCGCCUCUCCCUCUCCCCGUGCUCCAGGAUCUUCGCACCAAGCGCGUAGUCCUUGCCUCACAAUCCCCGCGCCGCCGCCAAAUAAUCUCCUACCUGGGCCUGCCUAACAUCGAAAUCAUCCCGUCCGACUUCGCCGAAGACCUCCCCCACAGCCUGCAACCCUUUGAAUAUGUCCUAGCAACAGCCACGCAAAAGGCGCAAGAUGUGUACGCGCGCGAGAUCCUCAACGAGGAGAAGGGCGAGCCCGCGCUCAUCUUAGCGGCAGAUACGAUUGUCGUGGAGCCGCAGUCGGGUAAUAUAUUGGAAAAACCGCGCUCGGAAGCGCAUCAUAUUGCCAUGCUCAAGAGUUUAAGGGAUACGAAGACACAUAAAGUCUACACGGCAAUUGUAGCGAUGGCGCCGCUGGAUAGUGCGCGGGAUCCUGGGUAUGCGAUUGAGACAGCGGUUGAGGAGACAAAUGUCAAGUUUGAUGGCGAGGUGACGGAUGAGUUGAUUUUGGCUUAUGUGCGGACGCGGGAAGGGGUUGAUAAGGCGGGGGGGUAUGGGAUGCAGGGGCUGGGGAGUAUUUUGGUGGAAAAGAUUGAUGGGAGUGCGGAUAAUGUUAUUGGGUUGCCGUUGAAGACGACAUUGAAGGUUAUUGAGAAGGUCAUGGCGAAGGCAGAUGAUGAUGAUCUGUUAGGAGGAGAGGAAGGCGAGGGGGAAUCAGAAGAAGAGGAUUAA
Molecule: messenger RNA, 831 nt
Organism: Aspergillus puulaauensis
Lineage: Eukaryota; Fungi; Ascomycota; Eurotiomycetes; Eurotiales; Aspergillaceae
Product: nucleotide diphosphatase
Exons: 1
Coding region: 1-831 (276 amino acids)
Molecular function (GO): nucleoside triphosphate diphosphatase activity
Source: RefSeq, a predicted model, not a curated record